Messenger RNA from Rangifer tarandus platyrhynchus (Svalbard reindeer), 7728 nucleotides. The record is from the annotation of a GenBank genome assembly. Lineage: Eukaryota; Metazoa; Chordata; Mammalia; Artiodactyla; Cervidae.
AUGGCAGAGGCAGUGAGGCCCCCACGCCGGGCCAAGGCCAAGGGCAGCCGGACUAAAACCAAGGAAAAGAAGAAAUAUGAAACCCUUCAGAGGGAAGAGUCUGAUGAAGUCUCCCUUCCAAAAACCUCCAGAGAGCUGGAAAUCCUUACUCCAGCUUGUGAAUUCCAAGGAGAUGCUCUGAAGGAGAUAACUGAUUCCCAGCUCCAGAAUGAUUCUAGUGGACAAAAUGAGAGUGAAAUGUUUGAUAUUCCACUCACCUCCUUAACUCUGAGCAAUGGAGAGCCUCUGACAUGUAAUACAGAGAGUCUAAGGGAGGGGCAGGAGACCAGAGCCUGUGCUGGGGACGAUGCUGUCAAGCCGAAGGUUGAUCCUGAAGGCAGUGUUCGAACCACAGUAGAAACCCCCAAGAACUUCACUGAAAUGGAGAAAGAUACAUUGGUACAAUGUAGAACUUCGGAAAGCAGACAGCAAUCUAACAUUUCUUAUAUUCAGCAGGAAGUGGAAAAUUUGCAGGUCAGAGAAACUCAGAAUAGGAAAGAAGACAAAGCCUUGGGUCUUUCUUCAGAGGUGCUACAGAAUGUUGGCUUGCAGAGUUCUUAUGAAGCCAAAGACAUUUUUCAGCCACCUAGAGUGAAAAAACUGUAUCCCCAGUUGCCAACUGAAAUUGCGGGGGAUGUACCAGCUUUGGUGACAGUGAAAUCCUUGCUUCGUAAUGAGCGACUCUACCCGGAACUCCCAUCUCAACCAGAAGUAGUACCAUUUACUAAAGAACAGCUAAAGAUCUUCGAGCCUGGUUCGUGGCUGGAAAAUGUCGAGGCAUAUUUAGAAGAAUUUGACAGCAUGGCUCAUCAGGACAGGCAUGAAUUUUAUGAGUUACUUUUGAACUACUCACGCUGUAGGAAACAGCUGCUGCUGGCUGAAGCUGAGCUCCUUGCGCUGACAUCUGAUUGCCAAAAUGCUAAAAGUCGACUGUGGCACUUCAAGGAGGAACAGUUAUCUGUCCAGGGUAUCUGUGCAGAUCAAGUGAAAGUUUCAGGCCAUCAUCGCUACCAGAGAGUGGAGAUGAAUGAAAAUGCACUGGCCGAGCUAAAAAAACUGUUUGAUGCCAAAUCUGAGCACCUCCACCAGACCCUGGCUCUGCAUUCUUACACUUCUGUGCUCUCACGCUUGCAAGUGGAGUCUUACAUCUACGCAUUACUCAAUAGUUCGGCUGUUCUGAGGUCUUUAGCAAUUCAUCAGGAAGGCCAAGCUUCUAAACAGGUAGAGAGCAUUCCCUCUGACCUGUGUCAGCUGAAGGAGUGUAUUAGUGUCUUGUUCAUGUUCACCAGGAGAGUUAAUGAAGAUACUCAGUUCCAUGCUGAUGUUCUUCUCUGGCUGCAGAAGUUGGUAUCAGUGUUACAAAGAGUGGGCUGUCCUGGAGAUCACCUCUUCCUUCUAAACCAUAUUCUUCGAUGCCCAGCUGGUGUUAGUAAAUGGGCUGUUCCUUUCAUCCAGAUCAAAGUGUUGAAUAACCCAUCAGGAGUCUUUCAUUUUAUGCAGUCCCUUGCCCUGCUAAUGUCUCCUGUCAAAAACCGAGCCGAGUUCCUGUGCCACAUGAAGCCCAGUGAGUGGAAUCCAUCCUCGGGGCCUGCGUCCGGGACGUGGACUCUAGUAGACGAGGGGGGAGAAGAGGAUGAAGACCCUGAGACCAGUUGGAUUCUCCUUAAUGAAGAUGACUUGGUUAUUCUUCUGUCACAGUUCCCAUUUCAUGAGCUGUUCCAACAUCUUCUUGGGUUUAAAGCAAAAGGUGAUUAUUUACCCGAAACAACAAGACCUCAAGAGAUGAUGAAAAUUUUUGCCUUUGCUAACUCCUUAGUGGAACUUCUGGCAGUGGGGCUAGAAACCUUCAAUAGAGCACGCUAUAGGCAGUUUGUUAAGCGAAUUGGUUAUAUGAUCAGGAUGACCCUUGGUUAUGUGAGUGACCACUGGGCCCAGUAUGUGAGCCACAACCAAGGCUUGGGAUUGGCCCUGCAGCCCUACUCCAUGGAGAAGCUACAGGUUGAAUUUGAUGAGCUCUUUUUGAGAGCUGUCCUACACGUCCUGAAAGCCAAAAGACUUGGCAUUUGGCUGUUUAUGUCAGAAAUGCCCUUCGGGACACUAUCUGUGCAGAUGCUCUGGAAGCUCUUCUACCUCAUGCAUCAGGUGGAGAGCGGGAAUCUGGACAAGCUCAGUACUGCCCUCCUGCCUGCCGAGUGCAAGAAGCACCUCCAAGACCCUGAACAUUUUGUGAACUUUGAGAAGUGUCUUUCUUCCAUGAAUAGCUCGGAAGAGAUUUGCCUUCUAACUACUUUUGCUCAGAUGGCUCAGGCCAGAAGAACCAACGUGGAUGAAGACUUCAUAAAAAUUAUUGUUCUGGAGAUAUAUGAGGUUUCUUAUGUCACCCUGUCCACGCGAGAAACUUUUUCAAAGGUUGGUCGAGAGCUUUUAGGGGCCAUCACAGUUGUUCACCCUGAGAUAAUUUCUGUGCUUCUGAAUAGAGUUCAAGACACCAUUGACCAGGUUGGAAUGGUUUCUUUAUACUUGUUUAAAGAACUACCUUUGUAUCUUUGGCGACCUUCUGCCUCUGAGAUAGCUGUGAUUCGGGAUUGGUUAUUGAAUUACAACCUGACAUUGGUGAAGAAUAAAUUGGCCUGUGUUAUUCUAGAAGGCCUGAAUUGGGGAUUUGGUGAACAGGGGACUCUUCAUCUGGAUCAAGCAGUCCAUGCUGAAAUCGCUUUAAUGAUUCUUGAAGCAUACCAGAAGUACCUUGCACAGAAACCAUAUGCUGGGCUUCUUUCUGAAAGUAUGAAGCAGGUUUCAUAUUUGGCCAAUAUUGUUCGAUAUGGAGAGACACCUGAGACCUCAUUUAACCAGUGGGCCUGGAACUUGAUUUUGAGGUUAAAACUGCACAAAAAUGAUUAUGGAAUACAGAAGAAUUGUGCACCUGUUCCCUUCUCCAGCACUGUGCCAGAAAUGACAGAGUCACCCACGUUUCAUCCUCUCUUGAAGGCUGUGAAGGCGGGCAUGCCCAUUGGCUGUUAUCUGGCCUUAGCUGUGACGGCUGUGGGCCACAGCAUUGAGAAGUUCUGUGCAGAAGGCAUCCCACUCUUGGGAAUUCUGGUCCAGUCGAGGCAUUUGAGAACAGUGGUCCAUGUCCUGGAUAAGAUUCUGCCUUUGUUCUACCCUUGCCAGUAUUACCUUCUAAAGAAUGAGCAGUUUCUGUCACACCUCCUCCUGUUCCUGCACUUGGACAGCGGUGUCCCCCAGGGGGUCACGCAGCAGGUCACCCACAAGGUGGCACAGCACCUGACAGGAGCCAGCCAUGGGGAUAACGUGAAGCUUCUCAACAGCAUGAUCCAGGCCCAUAUUUCUGUAAGCACUCAGCCCAAUGAAGUGGGCCCAGUAGCUGUAUUGGAGUUCUGGGUUCAGGCUCUUAUAAGCCAACAUCUUUGGUACCGGGAACAACCCAUCCUCUUCCUCAUGGACCAUUUGUGUAAAACAGCUUUUCAGUUGAUGCAAGAAGACUGUGUGCAGAAAUUGCUCUACCAGCAACAUAAGAAUGCUUUGGGCUACCAUUGUGACCGGAGUUUGCUCUCGUCUUUGGUGAGCUGGAUCCUGGCAGGCAACAUCACUCCUUCCUUUGUGGAGGGCUUGGCCACGCCCACUCAGGUGUGGUUUGCAUGGACAGUCCUGAACAUGGAAUCCAUCUUUGAAGAAGACUCCCAACUCCGAAGAGUUGUUGAAGGGGAAUUGGUUAUAAACUCUGCAUUUACCCCCGACCAAGCUCUGAAGAAAGCCCAGGCUCAGCUGAAGCUCCCCAUUGUGCCGUCCCUCCAGAGGCUGCUGAUUUAUCGUUGGGCCCACCAGGCUCUCAUCACGCCUUCUGACCAUCCUCUUCUGCCCCUCAUCUGGCAGAAGUUCUUCCUCCUGUACCUGCACCGUCCAGGACCGCAGUAUGGGUUACCUAUAGAUGGUUGUAUUGGAAGAAGGUUUUUUCAAAGCCCUGCUCAUAUCAGUUUGCUGAAAGAAAUGAAGAGGCGCCUGACAGAGGUGGCUGACUUCCACCACGCUGCAAGCAAGGCCCUCCGCGUUCCAGCAGAGGGCAGUGCAGGGCCGCCAGUGAGCCAGGCGGGCCCCCUUGCUCACCUGACUUCGCCAGAACUGCACACCGAGCUUGUGAGGCUCUUCAAUGUGUAUAUAUUAUGGCUAGAAGAUGAAAAUUUUCAAAAAGGAGAUACCUAUAUCCCUUCUCUGCCAAAGCAUUAUGACAUUCACCGGCUAGCAAAAGUGAUGCAGAAUCAGCAGGACCUGUGGAUGGAGUAUUUGAACGUGGAGCGCAUACAUUACGAGUUUCAGGAAACCGUUGGUCUGUGGACACAGGCCAAGCUUGAGUCCCAUUCUGCACCCAGCAGUUCAUCAGUUCAGCUGGACUUCACUGAUCCUUUGUUGGCUAAAGAAAGAGUUUUAAGUAACCUGCGGAAGCAUGAGGACCCCCAGCCUCCUCUUGUUCUGCAACCGAUGAGGCCUCCUGUGCCAGUUAUUUCUUCAGCCAUGCUCCUGAAUCAGAAGGAUGCCACUGAGCUGGUGCGCACAGACCUGAAUCUGCUGCAACAGCAGGCUAGAACUGCAGCUCUUCGGGAAUCUCAGCAGGUGGCGCUGGAUAGUGAACUGUUGGACACAAUGCCCAAGCAGUAUGUUAAUCGAGAAGAACAGACCACACUACACUUGGAGUGCAGAGGCAGUAGUGGUAAAAAGUGCCAGGGAGCAGCAGUUGUAACAGUUCAAUUUGAAGGUAUGCAUAAGAAUGAAGCAGUAAGCCAACAGCUUCAUGUUCUGCGAAAAGAAGUGAAGCAGUUGCAAGCAGAAGCUGCUAAACCACCAUCACUUAAUAUUGUGGAAGCCGCUGUGCAUGCUGAAAACUUGAUUACGGCCUUAGUGAACGCCUACCAGUCGCAGCCCACCCCUGGGGUUCAGAAGGUUGGCAUCAGCCUCUUCUUUACUGUUGUGGAUUAUGUCAGUGACGAGACCCAGCGUCAUCCUCCCACAAGGCAGUUCUUUACUUCAUGCAUUGAGAUCUUGGGACAGGUAUUUAUCAGUGGCACUAAAUCAGAAUGCAGAAGAGUCCUUCAGACCAUUCUGAAGGACAGAAGGCUUUGCUCCCUCUUGUCUCCUUUCUUCACUCCCAGUGCUGCGCCUGCGGAGUUCAUCCAGCUCUAUGAGAAGGUGGUGAAGUUUCUGCGUGAGGACAACAGUGAUAUGAUUUUCAUGCUGCUGACCAAGUUCGAUCUUAAGCAAUGGUUAAACUCCACUAAACCUCCUCUGUCUGAUCGUACCAGGCUUCUGGAGUCCAUUCAUUUGGCACUUACUGCCUGGGGCCUUGAACCAGACGAAGAUAUUUUGAUGCCAUUUAAUCUUUUCUGUAAGCACUGGACUUACCUUCUUCUGUACCAGUUUCCUGACCAGUACAGUGACAUUCUCAGGCUGCUGAUGCAAAGCUCUGCUGAACAGCUGCUGAGCCCCGAGUGUUGGAAGGCCACCCUGAGAGCCCUGGGCUGCUGCACCCCAGGCUGCCCGCAGGGGGCAGCCUCUGCGGAGAGCACGGCGCUUCAAAGUUCUCCUGAUGUUCUCUUGUCUGACAAGCAGGUAAUGGAGACUAUACAGUGGCUGUCAAACUUUUUUUAUAAGCUUCGGUUAUCCACAUUGGACUUUAAAAGUUUUGGUUUAUUCUCAAAAUGGAGUCCUUACAUGGCAGAUGUGAAGACAUUCUUGGGCUAUCUUGUAGAAAGGCUGCUCGACUCAGAAAUGGCCUGCUUGGCCCAAGACCCAUCUGCCAGUAGCAAAACAGUGCUAAGAUCCCUACAUUCAGUAAUCAUCCAGCUCUUUAAGCCAUGGAUACUGGUUUUAGAAGACAAUGAAAGCCAGCGACACUACCCCUGGUUGGAGAGUGAUGCUCUGGUGGCCUCGAGCAUUGUGCAGCUGUUCACUGACUGCAUUGACUCACUGCAUGGGGGUUUUAAAGAUAAGCUCUUGCCUGGUGAUGAAAGCGCCCUUCGGUUGCACCUGCUGCAUUACUGUGAAGCAUGUACAGCGCCCAAAAUGCCAGAGUUCAUCCUGUAUGCUUUUCACAGUGCCUACCAGAAACUUGCGUGGCGGGACCUGCAUCCUGACCAGAUGCUCAUGGAGGCCUUCUUCAAGGUGGAGCGAGGAAGCCCCAAGAGCUGCUUCUUGUUUUUGGGGUCUGUUCUCUGUGAAGUCAACUGGGUCAGUGUGCUCUCUGAUGCCUGGAGUCCCAGUCCCCGCCCAGAGACGCGGGGCAUGGUUGUCUGCCUCCUUUUCAUGAUGAUUUUAUUGGCAAAGGAAGAUCAACUGGUGGACCAAACAGAUUCUCCUCUACUUACUCUCCUUGGACAGACAAGCUCACUCUCGUGGCAUCUUGUGGAUAUUGUUUCAUAUCAGAGUGUGCUGGGUUAUUUUAGCAGCCAUUACCAGCCAUCUAUCAUCCUGGCAAAGGAAUCUUCUGCUGAAUUAAUUGUGAAGCUCCUGAAAGUGUCUGCAGGCCUUUCUGUUCCUACUGACAGCCAGAAACAUCUUGAUGCAGUUCCAAAAUGCCGAGCCUUCACUCAUCAGAUGGUUCAGUUCCUCAGCUCCCUGGAACAAAAUGGAAAAAUCACCUUAGCAGUCCUUGAACAGGAAAUGUCUAAGCUCUUGGAUGAUAUCAUCGUUUUUAACCCACCUGAUCUGGAUAGCCAGACCCGCCACAUGGCCCUCAGCAGCCUCUUCAUGGAAGUCCUAAUGAUGAUGAACAACGCAACUGUCCCAACGGCAGAGUUCCUCCGAGGCAGUAUCCGGACCUGGAUCGGGCAAAAAGUGCACGGGCUGGUGGUGCUGCCACUGUUAACAGCUGCCUGCCAGAGCCUGGCUUCUGUCCGCCACAUGGCUGAGACGACGGAAGCCUGCAUCACUGCUUACUUCAAAGAGGGCUCCCUCAACCAGAAUCUAGGAUGGGGCCCCAUUCUGGUGUCCCUUCAGGUUCCCGAGCUCACCACUGAAGAGUUUCUGCAGGAGUGCCUGUCCCUUGGCAGCUACUUGACUCUCUACGUCUACCUGCUGCAGUGUCUAAAUAGCGAGCAGACACUAAGGAAUGAAAUGAAAGUGCUGCUUCUCUUAAGCAGGUGGUUGGAACAGGUGUAUCCGAGCUCUAUGCAGGAAGAAGCAAAGCUGUUUCUCUGGUGGCACCAGGUCCUGCAGCUGUCUCUGGUUCAGACAGAGCAGAAUGACUCGGUCUUGACAGAGUCUGUCAUUCGAAUCCUGCUUAUGCUUCAAGGCCGGCAGAACCUGUUGGCUGAGGAGAGGCUCAGCUCAGGGAUUCUCGGGGCAAUUGGGCUGGGCCGGAAGUCACCCUUGUCCAACAGGUUCCGAGUGGCUGCCCGAAGCAUGGCUACCUUCCUUUCAGUUCAGGUUCCUGCCGAGGAUCAGAUCCGCUUGAAGCCCAGCUCCGAGUUAUAUCUGACCAUGAAAGCUCAGCAGGCUCUGAAUGCUCUUGAAUCCUUGACAUCGAGUAAGCAGUAUGUUGAAUACCAGGAUCAGAUAUCGCAAGCUGCACAAUUUAUAAAGCAUCCUGGCCAUUGCCUCCAGGAUGGGAAAAGCUUCCUGGCUCUUCUUGUGAACUGUCUGUAUCCAGAAGUGCAUUAUUUGGACAACAUCCGAUAG